Cottoperca gobio is the source of this 3693-nucleotide messenger RNA. Its product is annotated as cysteine and histidine-rich domain-containing protein 1. Lineage: Eukaryota; Metazoa; Chordata; Actinopteri; Perciformes; Bovichtidae. The record is from RefSeq and is a predicted model, not a curated record. The coding region runs from base 2212 to 3450 and encodes 412 amino acids. The transcript is spliced from 12 exons.
GUCUAUUCAGAUGCAGUUUAUGUAAUUCAGUCGGGGGGGGGGGGGGAAGCAGAGUGCCAAAAGCGACAAACAAACAGCAGAAGAAAACACACGAGGAACGAUCAGAUGGACGGAGGAAUGAUAUCAUCGAGCUAAAACAACUAAGAGACGGACGGACGACGAGACAACCGUCCGACACCAAAAGGAAAAGUCGGAAAGAGGAGGAGAACACGACCGAACAGAGGACGGAGCGAUGUGUCGGGGAAGAUGUCAUUGUCUGAAACAACUUCUUGUGCGUGUGGAUGCGUUGCUUCUUUCUGUUAUACCGUCUAAUUUGUGUUUCAAAUCCUUUCGAUGGAGUGAUGCUUCAGGAGAGGGCAGAAGGGUGAGAGAGAAAGAUGUAAGGAAGGAUGGAGGAGGAGAGAAGAGGGACAUCCUACCUCUGAGAGAGUCUCUGCUGCAGAAUUAGCUUUAUUUCAUACUGGUGCUAUUUUGUCCUCUCUGGGUUACUGUCCGCCUGCAACGGCAACUUGGGAGCACUUAGAAGGGGACAAGUGUUGUGUGUGUGUGUGGUGUGUGUGUGUGUGUGUGUGUGUGUGUGUGUGCACUACAGCAGUUGUUUCAGACAAUACCUUCACAACCGACCUCCUCUCCAUCCCCUUCGUUCGCUGUCUGCGUCCACAACUGUCCAAUCGGCGAGAGAUUUAGAGGCAAAUCUUCUCGAGUGUGUUUCCCGUAAUUUUCCAGUCUCUUGGGGACAUCUUUGUAUUUUUCUUCUGCAGCCUCUCCUGAAUGUUAUCGGGGCUUUGUACAGCGAUUUGUUGAACCAUUUGUUAAUAGUAGUUGAGCGUUUUGUUGAUAUGGGUUUUUAGGCUUACGUCUUUGUUACUCAUACUGCAUCUUCUCCUAAAACUACAGAUACACACAGUGAGACUUGGGUUAGCGGUGAUAACAUGCUAGCACGGCGCAAAGCGCUCUAAAUUGUCUGUGAGCCUCAAAGCCCGGUCACAGCGAAAAUUCAUCCGUGCAUCUCCUUAGCUGCAGGCUAACUGUUAACAUGCUAGCAAGCCGGCAACAUGCUAGCAGCCACAUUUACUCUCUGAGAUCCUUACUAUUGUAUCUGCACUGUGUCCCCCUUAGUAUUUUAUUCUCCAGAUUGUAAAUCAGUUAAUACAAUAAAAAGUAAUUAAAGAGGGGAAACAAAUCUCCCUGAGCUAGCUAGCUAGCUAGCUUUCAAACUGUCAGUUAGCAAGUUUGUUAGCUUGAUUGCUUGAUUGCUAGCUUGAUUGCUAACGGGACAAUGCGUUUAUUCAAAAGACAUAUUUGGUCUACAAAUCCUUCCUCCUUCCAACAGAGGAUGUUAAAUACAACAUGGUGCGUCACAGCUAAUAAGCAACGCUAGCUCCUUUUUAAUUUUGGACUCUCCGUUCCCGGAAAGGUCACCUCUGUCAAAAUGGCUUCAACAAUUUGUUUGCCAUUUUUAAAUGCUGGUGUGACCAGAUAUCAUUGUACAUGUUUGUCUUGACACAUUGUUGGCUGCCAUUCGACUCAUUCGAGGGUUAAAACAGAAGAAACUUGUAUAUGUGUUACGCUCAAGCGACUGCAGAGUGUCUAUUAGCAUCAUUAGCUGCCUGUUAGCACCUGGUUGACCUGUGUGUAUCUGUUCUUGUCCUCAUCAGCUGACCAACAAGAUUCAGACGUCAAAGGUUUCCAAAACGAGAGCUUUUCAUUAAGUACACCCUAUUGGCAGAUCUACAUUACAUGCCAAUGAUUGAUGACGGCAGCACUGACUCUGGGACAUGUUGGCGCUGCAAAGGUCCAACAACACAGUCCCUGAGAACACAGGCCUGUGAGUUGUCCCCGACUCCAGUGGAUCUAGUGACAGACAUCCAGAAGCUGUCAGCCCGACUGUGGCGGCUGCCGGGCCACAGCUUGUGACAGCCAACGCUCACCAGGAGGAAUGUCAACCCCCACCUCCAGAUAAGUUUUGACAGCUGUAAAUUGAGAGAGGGGGAGAGAGAGGAGGGAGCUGCUAUUUUUAUCUGUGGUUCAGCCAGGCAGAGAGAGAGAGAGAGAGAGAGAGACUCCCCUCGUUCUGUCUGCUCUCUGGACCUCUGCUCUCUGUCCAGCCACAGAAGAUUCUGGAAGUCCGACCUCAGUGUUAAGACGGAGAGACUUCCAGGCUGGAGGAAUAUAUGUGAGCAGACUGUAGAGUGAAGAAGACCUCCCAACAUGGCACUGCUCUGCUACAACAAAGGCUGCGGCGUGAAGUACGAGGCUGCGAAGAACAAGGACGAUUCCUGCGUCUUCCACCCAGGUGUCCCCAUAUUCCACGAUGCUCUGAAGGGCUGGUCCUGCUGUAAGAAAAGGACAACGGACUUUUCCGAGUUCCUCUCCAUUAAGGGCUGCACCCGCGGGCGCCACAGCGACGAGAAGCCCCAGGAGCCUCUGCGGCCGGAGGUGUCGUCAGAUAAGGGCGAGAUUAAACACACCAACUGCCAGGAGAUAAUCUACCAGGGACCCAAAUCUGCUGAGACGCUGCAGAAAGAGAGGCCGAGUUCAGACGAGCUCAAGACCAAGCUGCCCCAGAAAGUGUCUGCAUCGCUGGCUCAGGUGUUGGAGAAACUGGACAUCAACAAGAAAGCUGAGACAGAGAAGAACGAGAGUCAGACUGUAAUGCCCGGGACCCGCUGCAAGAACGCAGGAUGCAAAGCAACAUAUCAAGGCCCGGAGACCAACGCGGAGGUCUGCACCCACCACCCUGGAGUCCCCGUCUUCCACGAGGGGUAUAAGUACUGGAACUGCUGCUGCAUAAGGACGAUAGAUUUCAACGCCUUCCUCGACCAGAAGGGCUGCAACACGGGGAACCACCGCUGGGUCCCGAAGCACGACAAGAAGAAGGUGGCGUGUCGAUAUGACUGGCACCAGACGGGAAACAAUGUCGUCGUCACGAUUUACGCCAAGAAUGCAAACCCAGACAUUUCCUGCAUAGAAGCCAACCGUACAGUGCUCUCAUGUCAAAUCCAGUUUGAGAACGACAAGAUUUUCAAGAGAGAAUUCCGCUUCUGGGGCGUGGUCAAUGUCAAGCAGAGCUCGGUCAACAUGGUCCCGUCCAAAGUGGAGAUCACCCUCCGCAAGUCCGACCAGGUGUCCUGGGGCAAACUGGAGGACCCCAACUACAAGCCCGAGAUCGAGCCCGUAGAUGAAUCCAGCAUCGAAACCACAGAGCCGCAGCCCGACUAUGACAUCGACGACGACGACAUCAGCGACUCGGAGGAGGAGUGGGUCUACGACACGGUGCAGGAUGAAAUCGACGGGAAGAAGAAGAAGCAAGAUGAAGACCAGCAAAACUUAAAGAGGAAGGAGGUGGAGGAGGAGAUGAAGAAGGCGAUCGAGGAGAGGGACAGGGCGGAGGAGGCGAUGAAGCAGCUGGAGGAGCAGAGAAGGCAGGAGGAAGGCGCAGGAUACUGAAGACAUGCCAGAACUCGAGUAGAAAAACAACUUUAAUUUAAAUAGUUUUGUAAUGAAGCAAAUAAUUAGACUUUUGUAGCUUCAACUCUGAAUGAAAUGUGGUGCUUUGCAACUGCUGUCUAACUUUGGAGGGGGUUACUUACAACUUCAAUCGACAAACCUUUCUAUUUAUUUUAAAUAGUGUUUUCUUCUUACCCUGUAUGCAUCUUCCACACAAGAAAUAAAGACUGAUCUGUAACUACG